CCUACUACAACUGUUACUGCUCCAUCCCUCUCAAGAAACAUAUAACUCUCAGUCUUUGAAAACCAUGACUUCUCAAAAUUCUCUCUCCAUUUCCAAGAGCUCGGUUCUCAUUGCCGGAGCUACUGGUUUUAUGGGUCAGUUUUUGACGGCAGCUAGUCUACAUUCCGGUCAUUCUACAUAUGUUCUUGUCCGAUCAACUCCUAUUUGCCCUUCUAAAGCCAAAAUUAUAAGUUCUUUUGAAGAUAAAGGAGCCGUAGUCUUGCAUGGUUUGAUUAAUGAUACGGACAAAAUGGAGAAGAUACUAAGGAAGCAUAAGAUUGACGCAGUGAUAUCAACAGUAGGUGGGGAGAGUAUAUUGGAUCAGAUUCCUCUACUCCACGCUAUUAAAACUGUUGGUACUGUAAAGAGAUUUUUGCCAUCAGAAUUCGGGCACGACGUUGACAGGGCUGAACCGGUGGAACCAGGACUAGGAAUGUACCUGGAGAAGCGCAAGAUCAGACGCGUGAUUGAGGAGUACGGCAUACCUUACACUUACAUUUGUUGCAAUUCCAUUGCUUCCUGGCCCUACUUUGACAACACUCAUCCCUCGGAGGUUCUUCCGCCGUUGGAUCAGUUCCAAAUCUACGGUGAUGGCACCAUCAAAGCUUACUUCGUAGCUGGAACUGACAUUGGCAAAUUUACAAUGAAAGUUGUGGAUGAUGUUCGAACUAUAAAUAAGUCGGUACAUUUCAGACCAUCCUGCAAUUUUUACGACAUGAAUGAGCUUGCAGCUCUUUGGGAAAAGAAAAUCGGAAGGACCCUCCCUCGAGCUACCGUCACUGAACAUGAUCUACUUUCUGCAGCUUCAGAGAAUCGCAUACCAGAAAGUAUUGUUGCAUCAUUGACACAUGAUAUUUUCAUAAAAGGAUGCCAGGUAAAUUAUUCAAUUGAUGGUCCGAAUGAUGUUGAGGUGUGUAGUCUGUAUCCGGAGGAAGGUUUCCGUAGCCUGGAUGAAUGUUUUGGUGACUUUGUUGGUAGAAUAAAUGAGAAGCAUAUCAGCAAGGAUGAAAAUGCUGCUGCAAACCAUGUGGUUGAGCCGUUGAUAGUAACGGCAACUUGUGCCUAGCUUCAUAUAUAGUUCCUGAGUUGAGAUGAUGGGGAAAAAGAAAUAAUAGAAGUAGCAAGUGAUUUUGUUUGCUUUGGUUUAAAAUGGAAUACCAAAUGUGUGUAUUUGUUAAUUGUCAUGGCAGGUAAAAUUAGAAUGGGAAAUAGGAAGGGAAGUGUCAUUCCUGUUAAUAAACUUGAUACUGUUUCAGAAGGUGCAUGUUGAACAUUAUGCUAGUUAUAUUUAUCAAUAAAUAAACAGCAUCCCUCAUUA
Messenger RNA from Ricinus communis (castor bean), 1357 nucleotides. Its product is annotated as leucoanthocyanidin reductase. The record is from RefSeq and is a predicted model, not a curated record. Gene Ontology annotation, molecular function: oxidoreductase activity. Bases 65 to 1105 code for a protein of 346 amino acids. Lineage: Eukaryota; Viridiplantae; Streptophyta; Magnoliopsida; Malpighiales; Euphorbiaceae. The transcript is spliced from 5 exons.